GAGUGUAUCAAGACGAGUUCCAAGAUAACGUCGCUAUUGUUGUCAGCAGUAUAAAACAUGAAAUUAAUUUAGGAUUACCUGAACAACUUGAAAUCACCGCUUACAAUUACUAGCUAUGCUGUGCUCCAUCGCCACCCACCUCGCCCUCAUUCUCACCCUGCUGGUCACCGUGGUGCGGCCUGCUGACUCUUGGAUGACCACGUAUCAAUCUAAUUUCCAACUCGCUUGUCCGGCUGGUCAAACCGUCAGGCGUCUGGAGAGUUUCUUUGGCGUCGGUCAGUACGACAGGGUGUGGAACAUGUCUUGCAGCAUCCUACCAAAUUGGGUGGACCUCUCCUCGUGUGAGUGGAGCGGUAAGUUGAUACCCAUUGUUUAACUUUACGUGUGCGAUGAAAACUUAUUAUUUUCAUAUGAGACGGGACAAAUUAAGUCAGGCAGCAGUUCGGUUUAUGAAAGUAUGAGUACUCUGCUCUUUGUUUUAAAAGCACACACAAAUUGAUGACAUCAUUGUCCUAAUAUUUUUUUUUCCAUUCUGGCUAUUUUGCACUGGUGAAUCAAAAUGUGAACAAUGGCAAAAGUGCGAUUACUUUUAUCAAUUGAUUUGGAAUUUUCUGAGUUCCUUUUAAUUUCAUUUUCCGCGGAUAUUAUAAUUAAAAUUGUAGAAAUAAAUUUUAAUGAAACUUUUAGUUGGGUUUUAAUUAUUUUCAUUUUUAAAAAAAAUAAUUGUCAAGCUUUUUCUGUAUUUGUACGGGUUUCCACCAGUACGUGCAAACGUGUUUUACGUCAGCCAAAUUGCUAGUGCUCAUCAUUUUCCUUUAUUUCCAAUUGCUUCGUUCAGUUGCACUUGUGUUUUUGCACGACAUGAUCGUCAUUGUUUUUGUCUGCUGUCGUGGCAACACUAUGGAAGCCAUGUCCCCAAAAAAUAAUUUUAAAAUAACUUUUAAAAAGUGCACAAACACGGUGAAUAAGGGGGGGGGGGGGGGGGUCGGAUAGCGUCAAUGAACCGAAAUGUUCAGUCAAUGAACCGAAAUGUUCAGUCAAUGAACCGAAAUAUUCAGUCAAUGAACCGAAAUGUUCAGCCAAUGAACCGAAAUGUUCAGCCGAUGAACCGAAAUGUUCAGUCAAUAAACCGAAAUGUUCAGUCAAUGAACCGAAAUAUUCAGUCAAUAAACCGAAAUAUUCAGUCAAUGAACCGAAAUGUUCAGUCAAUAAACCGAAAUGUUCAGUCAAUAAACCGAAAUGUUCAGUCAAUGAACCGAAAUGUUCAGUCAAUGAACCGAAAUGUUCAGUCAAUAAACCGAAAUUUUCAGUCAAUGAACCGAAAUGUUCAGUCAAUAAACCGAAAUAUUCUGUCAAUGAACCGAAAUGUUCAGUCAAUAAACCGAAAUGUUCAGUCAAUAAACCGAAAUGUUCAGUCAAUGAACCGAAAUGUUCAGCCAAUGAACCGAAAUGUUCAGUCAAUAAACCGAAAUGUUCAGUCAAUGAACCGAAAUGUUCAGUCAAUAAACCGAAAUGUUCAGUCAAUGAACCGAAAUGUUCAGUCAAUGAACCGAAAUAUUCAGUCAAUGAACCGAAAUGUUCAGUCAAUGAACGGAAAUGUUCAGUCAAUAAACCGAAAUGUUCAGUCAAUGAACCGAAAUGUUCAGUCAAUGAACCGAAAUGUUCAGUCAAUGAACCGAAAUAUUCAGUCAAUGAACCGAAAUUUUCAGUCAAUAAACCGAAAUAUUCAGUCAAUAAACCGAAAUAUUCAGUCAAUGAACCGAAAUGUUCAGUCAAUGAACCGAAAUAUUCAGUCAAUGAACCGAAAUUUUCAGUCAAUAAACCGAAAUAUUCAGUCAAUAAACCGAAAUAUUCAGUCAAUGAACCGAAAUGUUCAGUCAAUGAACCGAAAUAUUCAGUCAAUAAACCGAAAUGUUCAGUCAAUGAACCGAAAUGUUCAGUCAAUAAACCGAAAUAUUCAGUCAAUGAACCGAAAUGUUCAGUCAAUGAACCGAAAUAUUCAGUCAAUGAACCGAAAUUUUCAGUCAAUAAACCGAAAUAUUCAGUCAAUAAACCGAAAUAUUCAGUCAAUGAACCGAAAUGUUCAGUCAAUGAACCGAAAUAUUCAGUCAAUGAACCGAAAUGUUCAGUCAAUAAACCGAAAUGUUCAGUCGAUGAACCGAAAUUUUCAGUACAGUGAAGUUUUCAGGUCUAUGAUUUAUUAGGACUCUGGCCCUGUAUCGAUUCGCUGGGCACCAAGGCUAACGGUGACAAUAGUGAUGAGCUUUGACGCUUAAUACUUGACAACUUUGUUUUUUUCCAGGUGCUCAGAACAACUACAACGAGGUUCUUAUAUUCCAGUGCCCUAGUGACUACAUAGUCACAGGGAUAGCAUCCACUUAUGACAGAUCCAAGCUAGACAGGAUAUGGUCAUUCCAGUGUUGCAAUCCACAAGGUAAUUGAUUCGGUCCGUUGUUCUAAAUUGAAAUUUAAUUGUUUUUCCCUUGAGAUAUGUAACGCACUCCAAAAAUGGAGAAACAAAAAAAAAAGAGCGAAUUUUUCGUGGUUAAGCCUUAGUAAGAUCACUUCCUAGUUGUGUCUUUUCUCUGGGAACAUUCUUGGGACAAAACUAGAAUAAUGAUCUAAUAUUGUUUUUUUUUUUUAAUUAAAGUUAAUUCCUCACAUAAAAUCUAGAAAACAAUUGAAUUACAUUUUUUCUAGAAUGAUAAUUCGAGAAAAUGCUUUUAUUUAAACGAAACAUGUGUUGUUGUUUUUUUAUUAUGCCGGUUCCAACAAAUUGAGAACCAAAUAUUUGUUUUCGGACAUACGGUUGUUAAUGUUAUUGUUUCAUACAGAUUAUGUGACACACGAGUGUAUGUACACGUCAUUCAUCAACACUUAUGGUGACGUAAUGAACUACAGGGUGCCCAACGACCACGUGCUCAGGGGAGUGGAGAGUAUCUAUGACCAGAACCGUAGGUACGUUAUGGUUGACAUAGGUCAGCGGUGGGUGUUUGUUUAACUGAAUGACCCGUGUGGCACAGCAGGUGACACCCUCGCCCUAGACACGUGCAAAGAGCAGCUUCGGGGAGUGAGAAGGAUUUUCAACAUGCCUUAAAUGGUUGAUGAAACGGGAUGAUAAUGAUGACGAAUAAGAAGUACAAAAGAAAUCAACCGUUGUAGGCUAAGAACAUAUAAGUACGCGUAGCAUCUCGCUUGAACUCUGUAAUUGCUGCCCAUCAACGUAACUCUUUGGUGCUGCCCAUCCACACAACUCUAUAAGUGCUACCCAUCCACACACCUGUAAAGGUGCUACCCAUCGACACAACUCUAUGGGUGCUACUCAUCGACACAACUGUAUAUCUUCUACCCAUCCACACAACUCUAUAGGUGCUAACCAUCCACAAAACUAUGUAGUUGCUAACCCAUUAACCCAACUAUGUAGGUGCUACCCAUCCAUUCAACUGAGUAGCCGCUACGCUUCUACGCUUCUACGCAACUCUUUAUUUUUUUGUUUAAAAUUUCUACCACCCCCCCCCCACACACACAACCUUUGAAAAGUGUCACUCAUCCACACACCUCUCAAACUGCUGACCAUCCAUACAAGUAGUUGCUAACCCAUUAACCCACCCAUUUAGGUGCUACCCCUCCAUUCAACUUAGUAGCCGCUACGCUUCUACGCUUCUACGCAACUCUUUAUUUUUUUGUUUAAAAUUUCUACCCCCCCCCCCCCACACACACAACCUUUGAAAAGUGUCACUCAUCCACACAGCUCUGAAAGUGCUGACCAUCGAUACAACACAGCUUUAGAAAAGUUUGUUUAAAGUGUAGAGUUUUGUUAAAUCUUUCAAUGUUAACUACAAAUGCUUCUCUUUCUGUUCCCAGGGACCGCCUCUACAAAUUUGACAUCUGCAAGCUGGCCCCGGUAGACUUUAACAAUCACGUGAUUGUUGGUUGACGGAAGUGACGACACACAUUGCUUUAAAAGUCAUGGAGCACGCACUGCCGUGUAUGAUGUACCGCCAUGUAUGAUGUACUGUCGUGUAUUAUGUAAUGAAUGAAUUGGAGAUGUGCAUUAAAUGAUAUAUUUUUCUAUAAAA
Lymnaea stagnalis (great pond snail) is the source of this 4079-nucleotide messenger RNA. NCBI's taxonomy places the organism in Eukaryota, Metazoa, Mollusca, Gastropoda, Lymnaeidae. The record is from the annotation of a GenBank genome assembly.